Molecule: messenger RNA, 2236 nt
Organism: Polyodon spathula (Mississippi paddlefish)
Lineage: Eukaryota; Metazoa; Chordata; Actinopteri; Acipenseriformes; Polyodontidae
Gene: stx17
Product: syntaxin 17
Exons: 8
Coding region: 190-1119 (309 amino acids)
Biological process (GO): vesicle fusion; intracellular protein transport; exocytosis
Cellular component (GO): SNARE complex; endomembrane system; autophagosome membrane
Molecular function (GO): SNAP receptor activity; SNARE binding
Source: RefSeq, a predicted model, not a curated record
UUAGACACAAGUCGGAAGAGAUAGAGCGACACACAAAGAACUGGUAGGGACUUUGUUUAUAAACAGAUCGUUACAGACAGCAGGAUCACAGCUGGUUUAACUGCUCAUAUCUUCAUCUUAAGGUUUCUGAGCCAGGUUAUUUUCAAACUCAAUGAGAAGAGGAAAGGCCGGACCCGAAUUCCUGGCAGCAUGGCCGAUGAUGUAGUGAAACUGCCUCUUCGGCGCCUGGAGCUGCCCAUACACAAGUUUGUCAAGGUGGCAAUUCCCAUUGACCUGGAACGGUUGAAAAAACACCAGAUAAAUAUCGAAAAGUACCAGCGCUACCGACAGUGGGACAGACUGCACCAGGAGCACAUCCAUGCCAGCCGUACUGUCCAGCAACUGCGUGCAAAUAUCCGGGAGAUGGAGAAGCUAUGCCAGCGUGUGCGUGACGAGGACACGCCGGCACUGGACAAAAUCAUCCUCCCGAUUAGGCAGCAGGCGUCCACUGCCGCUGUGGAGUUUCUGAGACUGCACUCGGAGUCCGCUGAGGAGCUAAGCCACCAGUACACCGCAGCAGCCAACCAGCACUCCAGCCUGACCCGCUCCCUCACUGAUCAAGGAAACCUCUACAGUGGAUCCAGCGCUCCAGAGGAAGGAGGAUCCCAGGCGAUGGUUCAGAUGCUGCUGCCUUUUCCGGAAAUCCCCAAAGACCAGAAUGCAGCAGAAUCCUGGGAGACACUGGAAGAGGACUUGAUUGGGCUGAACGGUUUGGUAAAUGAGUUCUCUCAGCUGGUUCAUUCUCAACAGGAGAAGAUUGACAGCAUUGAAGACAAUGUCAACAGCGCCGCUGCAAACGUUCAAGAGGGAACCAAGAACCUGGGGAAGGCUGCAAAGUACAAGCUGGCUGUGCUGCCAGUGGCUGGUGCCCUUAUUGGAGGGGUGGUGGGGGGUCCCAUUGGUCUCCUGGCAGGGUUCAAGGUGGCAGGGUUGGCAGCUGCGGUGAGCGGGGGCCUGCUGGGCUACGCAGGCGGGAAUCUCCUCCAGAAGAACCGCAAGACAAGAAUCGAUCAAGACCUCAAGCAACUAUCCACCAGCUGCCCUGACUUCAAUGACCAAUGCGGCAGCAAAUCAGAGUGAACGCUGCUCUGGGGAGUGUGUUCAGAGAGACCUGUGUGGACCAAGGUGUACCUCAGACUCGCACUGACGGAUCUUGUUCUCCUGGUGGCUACUGUACCGAGCACGUUUUCUUUUCUUUUUCACUGAAAAUACUGUGAUGUUGUGGUACUGGGAAUUACACACUGCAGUUCGUUAUGACAAUCCUGAAAAAACGUAUACACUACUAAGGACCCCAUUGAAAUAAAAGCCACCACUCUCCCAUUAGAAAAUGGUCCCUUCACCUCUAUCCAGUUAUUAUCAUAAGAGGACAGAUCUCCAGUGCACAGUCCAAUUAUUUGAAACAUGCGUUAUAACCAAAAUAUUUGCUUUGUCAAUGCAUUCUGCUGUGCAAAUGCCUCUGAGCUGAAAAACUGCCCCACAAAAAAGCACAUGGCUGAUUAGAAUUAUAAAAAUAAUAAAUAAAGAAUGCAGAGCUUCCUAUAUCAUAAAAAUAAACAAGCAGAAAUUAAACAGUUAUAGUAUCUCAGGAGGAUCAGAUGUCUUGUCUAAAGCUUCAGUCCCAUUUGGCUACCUGCUCUCUUGCCUGUUAAAAUGACCUUACUUCCUGCUGCUACCAUAAACCUACUGUGGUCUCACAAGCCAAAAUAUUUGUAUAUGUAACAAAAACAAAACAAAAUUAAGAGCUCCUUCAUGAAAAAAACAAAACACGGUCAAGAUUCCAACUCUACAUCCGAGAUGCGUUUACACAGUAGAAUCUGGUAUUUCCCAGAAUGCUGUUUGUUAUUCAGCUUGCCAAGACAUCAAAAAGAAAAAAAUGGCCCUUUGGUAAUUUAGCGAAUUUGAAAACGUGUUCCACGAUACACAGCACCGCACAGUGGCUGAAUUUUGUAAAUGAUGCUAACUCACUUCCUCAAUGGGAUGUUUUUAUCAAACAGUGACAGGUGGCAGCAAGGAUCUUAAGCCAAUUCUGAUUUUUUUUUUUUUUUUUUUUUUUUUUUUUUUUUUUUUUGCAAAUGCCAUGUACCUACAGUUAAAAUCUGUCCUAGGUGGUCACCCUUGCUGCUGGUGAUAAUUCUUAAUGACUCUGCAGGAUAUAGGUAUUAUUUUUAGAUAGUGAUGCAUUCUGUUUUGGGAUUAC